AAGUUCGGCAUUAUCGAGGGCUUGAUGACCACCGUCCACGCAAUGACUGCAACACAGCUUACCGUGGACGGCCCCUCUCGCGGUGGCAAGGAUUGGCGUGGAGGACGAUGCGCCUCCCAGAACAUCAUUCCUUCCUCCACUGGCGCUGCCAAGGCUGUGGGCAAAGUCAUCCCGGCGAUGAACAAGAAGCUGACAGGGAUGGCGUUCCGUGUGCCUACGCCGGAUGUGUCCGUGGUGGACUUGACCUGCCGUCUUGAGAAGCCCGGAAAGUACGAGGAGAUUGUCGCUGCCAUCAAGGAGGCGGCUGCGGGACCCAUGAAGGGCGUCCUUGACUGGACGGAUGAGGAGGUGGUGUCUACGGAUUUUGUGACUUGCAAGGCUUCCUCCAUCUUCGACGUCGCAGCCGGUAUCUCGCUGAACGACAAUUUCGUGAAGUUGGUCAGCUGGUACGACAACGAGUGGGGCUACUCAAACCGUCUGGUGGAGCUUGCCAUCCACAUGAGCAAGGUCGAUGCCUGA
Molecule: messenger RNA, 519 nt
Organism: Symbiodinium sp. CCMP2456
Lineage: Eukaryota; Dinophyceae; Suessiales; Symbiodiniaceae
Source: the annotation of a GenBank genome assembly